Pectinophora gossypiella (pink bollworm) is the source of this 2925-nucleotide messenger RNA. RefSeq lists its product as uncharacterized. Lineage: Eukaryota; Metazoa; Arthropoda; Insecta; Lepidoptera; Gelechiidae. The record is from RefSeq and is a predicted model, not a curated record. Bases 71 to 1321 code for a protein of 416 amino acids. The transcript has 2 exons.
GGAUGUAUUCAUUUAAUAACGCAGUGCGCGGCGCAAGAUUCAUACGCGUUCACGAGAGUAGCUAAUAAUCAUGUGUGCAAUGAUGUUUGAAGGUGACUGGAAGCAAAUAAGUGAACGACAGGUGUCAUACAUUGCUGAUGUGUUAAAAAAACGAGGCUUCGACGGAGCUAAGCUUACUAUAGAACCAGUUGGCAAACCAGGAGACAACUAUGCAGCAAAUGUGAAAAGAAUCAGUGCAAACAAAAAUGGACAAGUGUUUAAAAUGAUAGUGAAAAUCGCUCCUACAAUUGAACAGAUAAGAAAGGUGAUUAAUACCGCUGAGAUAUUUCAAAACGAAUGUUUAAUGUACACUAAAGUUUUGCCUAAAUUAACUGAAAUGGAAAAUCGAGCCGAUAUACCAGAAAGUGAACAGCUUCGAUACGCAGCAUGCUACGGCUGUUUGAUGGAAGAACCGAACGAAGUGAUUCUACUAGAAGACCUGCAAGUGUCUGGUUACGAAAUGCGCGAUCGAUUCAAAUCCUUAUCGAAUGACGACAUCAAGCUUGUACUCAAAAACUUUGCUAUGUUACAUUCAUCGACUUAUGCUUUAAAAACCCAAGAGCCAGACACAUAUUCGGAGAUUAAGGAAAACCUUUACAAUCUUGCCGAACUUUUCAGUAAAAGUGAAAUGGCAAUGUAUUUUACACAAUUGGAAAACGACGUGAUGUCCAUGAUGGAUAAUGAGAAAUAUAAAAAUGCAAUUAAAGGCAUAGUAACUCAAAUGACAGAUAAUAUGAUCAAACUGUGUAAGAUGGACAAGGACGCAAAAUAUUCUAUUAUACAACAGGGCGAUGCUUGGACUAACAAUAUUUUGUUUCAGAUGGAGGCAAGGAAGUCCGUUCAGUGCUGUAUGGUCGACUAUCAACAGUCCAGAAUAAAUAGUCCAGUUGGAGACCUUCUCUAUAUGCUCUUCAACUGCUCUGAUUACGAGACCAGAGCCCAACACUUCCACGAAUGGAUUGAUUUCUACCACUUUGAGCUAGAGAAACGCCUGGCCAACUACGGUCUUAAGGCCAACUUUGUUUACCCAAGAGGCCAACUGGACGCAGACUUAAAAAGGCAUGGAAGAGUGUCUCUUGGGCAAGCAGUUCUUCUCUCCAGUGUACUGUUAAGAGAAAGUGGAGAUGCGGCGAAACUGCAAGCUGCGAUGGAAGAAGGUGUGAAAAUCGAAGAUGUGAUGGAUGAGUUCAGAAUGUCCGCUAUGACGGCAGGGUUCAUACAAAAGUAUAAGAGUAGAAUUGAAGGGUUGGUGGACAGUCAUUUGGCACUUGGACUUGUGUGAUUAAAGUAUUACGAGGAUUUUUUUAAGUAUUAGUAUUGAGUAUUUUUAUAUUACUUACUUAUGUUUUAUAUUAGCUUUUUCCCGCGGCUUACCUCGCGUUAAAUUCGGGGUAUCACGGUCCCCUUUUCCUAAUGUACCAAAACUUAUCUUUCUACCUUGAAAACUGCGAAAAGUCCCAUAUACAUUGUCAGCCCUCUUUGAAAGGGUAAGGGGUAGAUUAUCACAAAAAAAUGAUGCACGAUUUUUUGUUAGUAACAAUUUUUAGCAUACUAAUUUUACAGCUUUCAACCUUGAAUAUUUUGGAAUACUCCAUAAAAACUUCCACCCACCAUUUUGGUCGACGACUUCCUUCAAUCAGCGCUUAUCGCUUUCGACCCUCCCACAGGGUCGAUUAAUUCUUUCAAAUAUUUUGUGCCGAUAACAUAGUUAUAUAUAAAUUCAGGAACUUGGAUUAUAUAUCUAUAUAUAUUAUAUUUUUAUUUUGAGAUAUCUUCAUUAGGUGAUCAUUGUUUUGGUUUAACUUAUUAUAUAGUUCACGGGGCAACGCUGCGAUUGUGAUGGGCACAUUCGGUCGAGAGGUGGUAAAAGGGAGUAUUUUUAAUUGAGCUUUUUAAUAGUUACUUACGUGUACUUACUUUUGUUUUUUUUUUAGUUUUAGUAGUAUAGUUUUAAUUAUUUGUAAUGUUAAGAUUAAUAAUAUUUAAUUGUUAAGUUUAUAUAUUUUGUGAACUUAGAUAUCUUCUUCAUAUCCAUUUUUCGAUCAGUUGCAUGCUUGGUUAAAAAAAAAAAACAAAAUUGUGAUUUAAGUAGAUACCUGGUUACAAAUUGACGACCUGGCCUUAAACUUGUACUUACUUGUACACUAAGAAUUUUAAACAUUGUUUUUGAACAAUCAUUGGCCCCGAUUCCUGCAGACACCGCCUAAUUUUAUUUUAAGUUAUAUCCGUCAUUUUCAUAUCCGUCGAAAAGGAAAGGGACGGAUGAUUCACAGCUCUUAAUUUUAGGAAGAAUGAGUAAAUGAAUGAAUAACCCGGGCGAAUCAAAAAGGUAUGUCGCUGGUAUGCAAUCCGUUUGACGUGCUUUCUACUUACCUGUGUCGGGUUAUUGACUGAUGUAAAAUUUUUAGACGGUUGUUUUAGAUUUGUCCUUAAAAUUGACGUGUGUUCCAUAAAUUUUAUGCUUGUCGAUUACCCGUCCUUUUCCUUUUCGGCGGAUAAGAAAAUGACAGAUAUAACUUAAAAUAAAAUUAGAUGGUAUUUACAGGAAUUAGCACCAUUAUCAGCUUUGUAAAAGUUAUAGACCGAAAGUUCACAGUUUAUAUUCUUAUCUGUAACUAUACGUAUACAAAUUGUUAUUAUGUAAAAUAAAUAAAUAUUGUGUAAAAUAAAUAAAUGACUAAGCAAUAGAUUAGAUAAACCGACCGUUGCAAAGGUUUGCAGCAAAUCUUAUCAAAUAAUGUCUACCGUGAAUAGGAAACGUAUAAUCACACCGCACACGCAUACACAGGAAAAUAUUAAUUCAUGUUAUUACUGUACAUUAUUAAUUGUUGAUUUACUUACUGUUAGAAUAUUAUAUAGCAUAAAAAAAACAAAAUAUAGCACUAA